UUGGCUUCUCUGCAGGGGGAGAAAACUAUUCAGGCAGUGCCAGCAGGAGCAAAACCUGCUAUCAUCACUGCCACAAGACCCAUCACAAAAAUGAUUGUUACACAGCCAAAAGGAAUAGGGUCCACGGUCCAGCCAGCCACCAAAAUCAUCCCAACUAAAAUUGUUUAUGGUCAGCAAGGGAAAACGCAGGUUCUUAUAAAGCCAAAGCCAGUGACAUUCCAAGCAACGGUUGUGAGCGAGCAAACGAGGCAGUUGGUGACUGAAACGUUACAGCAGGCGUCGAGGGUCACAGAGACAGGAAACUCUUCUCUCCCAGAGGUGAAAGAAGAACCACAAAGCUACACCGAGAGCAGCUCGUCGUCCACAGAGUCCUCCCAGAGCUCCCAAGAUUCUCAGCCUGUAGUCCAUGUGAUUGCUUCAAGAAGUCAGGAUUGGUCAGAGCAUGAAAUUGCUGUGGACACGAGCCCUACAAUAAUUUACCAGGAUGUAUCCAGUGAAUCUCAAUCAGCUACUUCCACGAUAAAAGCCUUGCUGGAACUUCAGCAGACAACAGCAGUGAAGGAGAAGCUGGAAUCAAAGCCAAGACAACCUACCAUUGACUUGAGCCAAAUGGCUGUCCCAAUCCAGAUGACCCAAGAAAAGAGGCAUUCUCCAGAAAGUCCUUCAAUUGCUGUGGUAGAGUCAGAGUUAGUUGCUGAAUAUAUCACAACUGACUCAGGAAGACAACACUGUAUUGGUUCACAUUCGGAAGAGUAUCUACACAACCAUAUAGUCAGCCACCGCUCGCAGGCCCAGCAGCCGUCGUCGCAGCCCCAGAGGACUCUGCUGCAGCACGUGGCCCAGUCGCAGACGGCAACGCAGACCUCCGUGGUGGUGAAGUCCAUCCCCGCAUCCUCUACGGGCGCAAUUACCCAUAUCAUGCAGCAGGCCUUAAGCAGUCACACUGCGUUUACCAAACACAGUGAGCAGCUUGGAACUGAGGAAGGAGAAGUGGAAGAGAUGGACACCUUAGAUCCUCAGACUGGCCUGUUUUACAGAUCUGCCCUGACACAGUCGCAGGCACAGAAGCAGCAAAAACUGAGUCAACCGCAGCUGGAACAGACUCAACUGCAAGUGAAAACUCUGCAGUGUUUCCAGACUAAGCAGAAGCAGACAAUCCACCUGCAGGCUGAUCAAAUCCAGCACAAACUCCCACAAAUGCCCCAGCUUUCCAUAAGGCAUCAAAAGCUAACCCCCCUGCAGCAAGAGCAAGCACAGACCAAACCAGAUGCACAGCACCCCCCACACCACAUGAUGGCCAAAGAGAGGCAACUCCCUACCUUAGUGGCACAGCCACAGCAAACUGUAGUACAGGUGCUUGCAGUAAAAACCACGCAGCAGCUGCCCAAACUGCAACAGGCACCAACGGCACAAAAAAUCUACGUGCAACCCCAACCCCCCCAGAGUCAAAUGCAGCUACCUGCCUCUUCAGAGAAACAGCCAGCAAGCCAGGUGCAGCCUCCAAUUCUAACGCAAGGAUCUACUGUUACAAAGAUAACUUUUGAGGGGUAUCAGCCUCCUCCUGUUUCAGAGGUAGCAGGGGGCAGUUCUGUGCCCACCCUGGCAUCGCCAGGCAUGAGCCCGUGUCCCACGCGGGCACCCAUGAAGACAGCAGUAGCAGAGACCUCGAGAACGUCUAUGGUGGAAGCUCAGGUUGAUUCAAACGUAGAGAAUAUGAUAGUGGAUCCCCCAGGCAAGGCCCUGUCCACUGGUAAACUCGCUAGCGGAGCCGAGUCGUCCCCUUGUCCCCAGGUGCCGAGGGUGACAGCGCUAGGGAUGACGGCAACUUCCAUCCCCCAGCAACAGAGAGCUAACGAAUCCAGCCCAAGUCCUGCUGUCGGUCCUACUUUAACAGAGAGGAAACUCGAUGCACAAGGAAUGCCUACAACAAAGCAGUUUAUACACAUUCAGAAUAUAUCACAAAAGCAAGCUGAAGAGAGCUCAUCAGAAAUUGUUAUCCAGACUAUCCCUCAAUAUUCCAUCCCUUGUCACUCCAGCUCCAACGUGGUGGUGGAACCCAGCGGGCUCCUGGAGCUCAACAACUUCACGAGUCAGCGCCUGGAUGACGAGGAGACCGCGAUGGAGCGCGAUGUGGACAGUGGCACUGAGGACGGCACGGAGCCCAGCCCCUCUCAGAGCUCUGCGGAACAAUCCUAAGGAAUCGGGACACUGGAGUGCACUUUAGAAUAUCUUGGGAUUCGAGUAUCCAAGAUGCCCUUGUAUCGUGAUGGCUUAGAGCACUUUGCUUAGUAGAGAUGUUCAUUGGACCCUUGAAGCAUCAGUGUGUUUUAACAAGACAGUAUUGCAAAAGCUGCAUCUUUAUUAAAAA
Molecule: messenger RNA, 2368 nt
Organism: Tinamus guttatus (white-throated tinamou)
Lineage: Eukaryota; Metazoa; Chordata; Aves; Tinamiformes; Tinamidae
Source: RefSeq, a predicted model, not a curated record